Molecule: messenger RNA, 2691 nt
Organism: Fopius arisanus
Lineage: Eukaryota; Metazoa; Arthropoda; Insecta; Hymenoptera; Braconidae
Gene: Ir93a
Product: Ionotropic receptor 93a
Exons: 12
Coding region: 1-2691 (896 amino acids)
Biological process (GO): monoatomic ion transport
Cellular component (GO): membrane
Molecular function (GO): ligand-gated monoatomic ion channel activity; signaling receptor activity
Source: RefSeq, a predicted model, not a curated record
AUGGCUUUGAUCUCCGUUGUCCUGGUGCUUUCCUCUUGCGGAUUCAUCAACGGCUUCAAUGACUUUCCAUCGCUUAUGACUGCCAAUGCUACUAUGGUGAUCGUCAUUGAGAAAACAUUCUACGAGAGAAAAAUCCUGAUAAAGGAAACACCAGCUCUAACUCGUGAAGCUUAUGAGAAGAGCAUUGCUUCAUUCGCCAGUGCUGUCACCAAAAUAUCGAGAGAGCGAAUGAAUAUCAGUGGAUUAUAUAUUCAUCUGGCUUCGAAUAUCGGAGUGAAUUUAGCGAGGGAUUAUACAAUACUUCUGUCGGUGGCGACUUGUCCCUCCACGUGGGAAUUAUUCAGUAAAGCCAAAAAAGAAAAAUUGGUGCAUUUAGCAAUUACUGAUCUAGAUUGUCCCCGGCUGCCUCCAGAGGAAGGGAUCAGUGUUCCACUCAUAGACCCCGGAGAAGAGCUUCCUCAAAUAUUUUAUGACAUGAGAAUAGCCCAUGGUCUAACCUGGAGACGAGCCAAUCUGCUAUUCGACGAGAGUUUCGGACAGGACUCGAUCGGGAAAGUGGUCCAAGCCUUCUGCAACGAGCUACCAAACUCUGACCUCGGUUUAGCAUCGAGCAGUCUUUAUUUCAUGAAACGAGGAAAAUCCGAAACUUCUACAAAGCGGAUAAUUAUGGAUAUCCUCGGAGCUUUCCCUCCUAGACAACCCAUUGAUGACAGAUUCAUCGUUGUAGCCGCUCAUGACAUUAUUCCAUUAAUCCUGGAUGCGGCCAGAUCAUUGAAGAUGCUCAACACAGGCAGCCAAUGGCUCUUUGUUGUGCCAGACAUGGCUCAGUACACCUCUGGGAACGUGACUUACUUGGUUGAAUUACUCGGAGAAGGUGAAAACGUCGCUUUCUUGUAUAAUGACACUAAUUUGAAUAUUCAAAGCGAUCAAUCCUGUCGAACAGGCGCUACCUGUCACGCUCGAGAGAUGAUCGGUGCCCUGGGGAUUGCCCUGGAAAGAUCAUUAUCAAUGGAGAUUGAGCUCUACGAUCGUGUGACAGAGGAAGAGUUCGAGGAAGCUGGCCUCACUAAAAUAGUCAGGAGUCGAAACAUCAUUAAAUAUCUUCGAAAUGAACUUUACAAUGAUACGAAAGCCGGUGGUCGCGGUAGUACCUGCAGCCGAUGUAUAAAGUGGUCCGUGGUUUCAGCCUUGACCUGGGGUAAUCAGAUUGGCUCCGGGGCUGAUAUUGAGCCUCACACACUAUUGGAGACCGGUGUGUGGACACCUGAUCCCGGUUACGAGUCAAAGGACUAUAUAUUCCCACAUGCAAUUCACGGCUUUCGGGGCAAGACUCUACCUGUGGCAACAUAUCACAAUCCACCAUGGCAGUUUGAAAUGGCGAGAACUGAUGGGAUUACGAGUAAAUGGGAUGGAUUUAUCUUCGAUGUUUUUCAUGAACUGUCUAAAACCCUCAAUUUCACGUAUAAAAUUUUUGUGGUUGAAGCUCCACCUGAGAUUAUUCUAGCAAAAAGUAAUCCCCUGAAAGCUUCCAUGUCGGCAGCAGAAAAAACACCGGAAAAAGUGACGGAAUUGGUGCGAUCAAAGUCUGUCUUCAUAGCAGCAUGCGCUUAUACAGUUGGAAUUCAUCGAAAAGAUCCGACAAUAAAUUUUACACAUCCUUUGACUGUUCAAACAUACGGACUACUAGCUCCCAAACCCCAACCAUUAUCCAGAGCACUUUUGUUCGCUUCUCCAUACACCUCUGAGUCAUGGGCUCUUUUGGUCACAGCAAUAAUAAUAGUUGGACCGGUAUUGUACCUCGUUCACACAUUCAGUCCCAGAACGAUCGACGAAGCUGUUAAGAAUCCUCACGAGCCCCUCUACGUCGGCCUGAGUUCACCAGCAAGAUGUACCUGGUACAUUUACGGUGCCCUUCUUCAACAGGGUGGCAUGAACCUCCCCAAGACCGAUGGGGCUCGACUGGUCGUUGGCACCUGGUGGCUCGUUGUGAUGGUGGUCGUUGCCACCUACUCCGGGAGUCUCGUGGCAUUUCUCACGUUCCCAAAGAUGGAGUCAUCGAUAGAUAACGUCGACGAUCUCAUCGAGCGUCGAGCUGAACUCACCUGGAGUCUUCCAGAGGGGAGUUUCCUCCAGGACUUCCUUGACGUCAGCUUGGAAGAGGGUCUCCUCGAUUACCGAAGACUUCUCAAGGAAAACGAACCACAUGCGCGAACUCAUGACACCGUAAGCUAUCGGGACAAUAUCGAGAACAUCAAGGAUCGCAGGCAUGUGGUGAUUGAUUGGACGACUUCGCUGAUGAUUUCCGGAAGAAACGACUACAUCGAGACUGGCUGCUGCUCUUUCUCCCUCGGGACUAAUGUCUUGUUCCUCGAGGAACCUAUUUCUAUGGUAGUAUCCUCGGACAGUCCUUAUCUCGAUCUUAUCAAUGUUCAAUUGCAAAGAAUGCACGAGUCAGGAUUAAUGGACAAGUGGAUCGCGAACAGAUUUCCAACGCGUGACAGCUGUUCGGACAGCCUAAUGGGUGGUUUCGAAGCAGCUAAUCAUAAAGUCGACCUCAAGGACAUGCAGGGGAUCUUCUUCGUCCUCAUCCUGGGAUACAUCGCAAGCGGAUUGAUUCUCGGUUACGAAUUUGUCCGUCAUCACCGUCAACUCGCCAAGGAGCGAAAACUAAUUCAACCGUUCGUCGAAUAG